Piliocolobus tephrosceles (Ugandan red Colobus) is the source of this 4554-nucleotide messenger RNA. RefSeq names its product glutamate ionotropic receptor kainate type subunit 4 (gene GRIK4). Bases 210 to 2885 code for a protein of 891 amino acids. Gene Ontology annotation, biological process: monoatomic ion transport. Lineage: Eukaryota; Metazoa; Chordata; Mammalia; Primates; Cercopithecidae. Gene Ontology annotation, molecular function: ligand-gated monoatomic ion channel activity; signaling receptor activity. Gene Ontology annotation, cellular component: membrane. The transcript has 20 exons. The record is from RefSeq and is a predicted model, not a curated record.
GGGCCCAGCAGUGCCUGGCCCCCGGCUCAGCCCCCGGAGUGCGGAGCCGCCCAGAUACUUUCUGAGUGCCUACUAUGUGCCAGCCUGUGCUAGGCACUGAGGACACAGGUGGAAAAGCCCGAAUUGCUCUCUGCUCUCCUGGCGCUUAUCACCCCGGAGAGUUAUGUCAUGCCCAGGCCAGCAGGGGGCUCCAUGAGGAUUCAUAGAAGAUGCCCCGCGUCUCGGCGCCUUUGGUGCUGCUUCCUGCGUGGCUCGUGAUGGUCGCCUGCAGCCCGCACUCCUUGAGGAUCGCUGCUAUCUUGGACGACCCCAUGGAGUGCAGCAGAGGGGAGCGGCUCUCCAUCACCCUGGCCAAGAACCGCAUCAACCGCGCUCCUGAGAGGCUGGGCAAGGCCAAGGUCGAAGUGGACAUCUUUGAGCUUCUCAGAGACAGCGAGUACGAGACUGCAGAAACCAUGUGUCAGAUCCUCCCCAAGGGGGUGGUCGCUGUCCUCGGGCCGUCGUCCAGCCCAGCCUCCAGCUCCAUCAUCAGCAACAUCUGUGGAGAGAAGGAGGUCCCUCACUUCAAAGUGGCCCCAGAGGAGUUCGUCAAGUUCCAGUUCCAGAGAUUCACAACCCUGAACCUCCACCCCAGCAACACCGACAUCAGCGUGGCUGUAGCUGGGAUCCUGAACUUCUUCAACUGCACCACCGCCUGCCUCAUCUGUGCCAAAGCAGAAUGCCUUUUAAACCUAGAGAAGCUGCUCCGGCAAUUCCUCAUCUCCAAGGACACGCUGUCUGUCCGCAUGCUGGAUGACACCCGGGACCCCACCCCGCUCCUCAAGGAGAUCCGGGACGACAAGACGGCCACCAUCAUCAUCCACGCCAACGCCUCCAUGUCCCACACCAUCCUCCUGAAGGCAGCUGAACUUGGGAUGGUGUCAGCCUAUUACACAUACAUCUUCACUAAUCUGGAGUUCUCACUCCAGAGAAUGGACAGCCUUGUGGAUGAUCGUGUCAACAUCCUGGGAUUUUCCAUUUUCAACCAAUCCCAUGCUUUCUUCCAAGAGUUUGCCCAGAGCCUCAACCAGUCUUGGCAGGAGAACUGUGACCAUGUGCCCUUCACUGGGCCUGCGGGCAUGGACGGGAGCAUUUGGUCAUCUCCCGUUUUCCACAUGAAAGCCCCAACUGUAGAGACCAUCGGCCAGUGGCACGUGGCAGAGGGCCUCAGCAUGGACAGCCGCCUCUAUGCCUCCAACAUUUCGGACACUCUCUUCAACACCACCCUGGUCGUCACCACCAUCCUGGAAAACCCGUAUUUAAUGCUGAAGGGGAACCACCAGGAGAUGGAAGGCAAUGACCGCUACGAGGGCUUCUGUGUGGACAUGCUCAAGGAGCUGGCAGAGAUCCUCCGAUUCAACUACAAGAUCCGCCUGGUUGGGGAUGGCGUGUACGGCGUUCCCGAGGCCAACGGCACCUGGACGGGAAUGGUCGGGGAGCUGAUCGCUAGGAAAGCAGAUCUGGCAGUGGCAGGCCUCACCAUUACAGCUGAACGGGAGAAGGUGAUUGAUUUCUCUAAGCCAUUCAUGACUCUGGGAAUUAGCAUUCUUUACCGCGUUCAUAUGGGACGCAAACCCGGCUAUUUCUCCUUCCUGGACCCAUUUUCUCCGGGCGUCUGGCUCUUCAUGCUUCUAGCCUAUCUGGCUGUCAGCUGUGUCCUCUUCCUGGUGGCUCGGUUGACGCCCUACGAGUGGUACAGCCCACACCCAUGUGCCCAGGGCCGGUGCAACCUCCUGGUGAACCAGUACUCCCUGGGCAACAGCCUCUGGUUUCCGGUCGGGGGGUUCAUGCAGCAGGGCUCCACCAUCGCCCCUCGCGCCUUAUCCACCCGCUGUGUCAGUGGCGUCUGGUGGGCAUUCACGCUGAUCAUCAUCUCAUCCUACACGGCCAACCUGGCAGCCUUCCUGACCGUGCAGCGCAUGGAUGUGCCCAUUGAGUCAGUGGAUGACCUGGCUGACCAGACCGCCAUUGAGUAUGGCACAAUUCACGGAGGCUCCAGCAUGACCUUCUUCCAAAAUUCCCGCUACCAGACCUACCAACGCAUGUGGAAUUACAUGUAUUCCAAGCAGCCCAGCGUGUUCGUGAAGAGCACAGAGGAGGGAAUCGCCAGGGUGUUGAAUUCCAACUACGCCUUCCUCCUGGAAUCCACCAUGAACGAGUACUAUCGGCAGCGAAACUGCAACCUCACUCAGAUUGGGGGCCUGCUGGACACCAAGGGCUAUGGGAUUGGCAUGCCAGUCGGCUCGGUUUUCCGGGACGAGUUUGAUCUGGCCAUUCUCCAGCUGCAGGAGAACAACCGCCUGGAGAUCCUGAAGCGCAAAUGGUGGGAAGGAGGGAAGUGCCCCAAGGAGGAAGAUCACAGAGCUAAAGGCCUGGGAAUGGAGAAUAUUGGUGGAAUCUUUGUGGUUCUUAUUUGUGGCUUAAUCGUGGCCAUUUUCAUGGCUAUGUUGGAGUUUUUAUGGACUCUCAGACACUCAGAAACAACUGAGGUGUCCGUCUGCCAGGAGAUGGUGACCGAGCUGCGCAGUAUCAUCCUGUGUCAGGACAGUAUCCACCCCCGCCGGCGGCGCGCCGGAGUCCCGCCGCCCCGGCCCCCCGUACCCGAGGAGCGCCGGCCCCGGGGCACGGCGACGCUCAGCAACGGGAAGCUGUGCGGGGCAGGGGAGCCCGACCAGCUGGCGCAGAGACUGGCGCAGGAGGCCGCCCUGGUGGCCCGCGGCUGCACGCACAUCCGCGUCUGCCCCGAGUGCCGCCGCUUCCAGGGCCUGCGGGCGCGGCCGUCGCCCGCCCGCAGCGAGGAGAGCCUGGAGUGGGAGAAGACCACCAACAGCAGCGAGCCCGAGUAGUCCCGGCGGCCACAGGACGCGCGGAGGCCUGGCGGGCGGGGCAGGAGGGGCGGGGCGGGCGCUGCUGUCAGCCGCGAGCCGGGACUUGUACAGCGUCGACACCUCUCCGGAUUUCGGAGCCAGUCACUUUUCCAAAAGAUCAAGGAGCCUAACGCCCCAGCCAGAGACCGCGCCCGGUCAGGCAGCGGGGUCCAGCCGGAGACGUUGCACCCAAGUGGCAAAGGUCGGCCCUCCCUCCUGGGCACAAAGACACAUCUUCUCCCAGCGGGCCUUUCCCUCUCGCCAAAAUAACAACGUAUAGGGUGGGGGGUCCCUACCCAGACCAGUCCAAUGAAUUGGUGGAAUCAUCAGCUGAAUUCCCCCUAGUCAGAGGCCAAUGUACCCUCCGUCUAGUUCUUACAGAAAAAAAAAAUUAAACAGGGAAGUUUUUCUUUUCUGGAUUUGUAUAUUUUUGUUAAUGUUCUUUUCCCUUUCCUCCUUUUCUUCUUUGUCAUCUUCUCAGUUCUGUUAAUUUGUUUUGUGUUUUUUGGAGGGGGAGGCUGGGUUAGGGAAUGGAAGCCUAAAUAAUCCCCAUUUCUUCUUCUUCCUGAAUUUUGGGAUAUUGCGUUACCAGUGCAUCCGAUUUCAGGUGCUUAACUCUCCUUUCUGUAUGGUGAUUGGGGGCCUGCAGGAGCACAGGAGAAGGGGUCUCGGGAAGAGUCAGAUGGAGAGUCUCAAAAGCAUUGAAGUAAAGUUUUAGAUGCCAAAAAGCAAUUAACUCAUCGUAUACUCAGAGAGACCUUGAAACGCCUGGGAUGUCAAGGGUUAAUCUGUCUUUUCUUUCCCUUUCUCUUUCUGACUUUCACUAUUACUGUGUUUGAUUUGAUCUUUUUGUGAAUGUAGUCUCUGAAGACAGACAGGGGAGGAGAACAGAAUGCACAAAGUAUCCUAGGACUUCGUUUAAGGAGCGGAAAGAGUAGACAGAAUUUUCCCAUACCAUGGCCUUGGCUUCCCGUGGAACAUGCUGUUCACAGAGGACGAAGGACCGGGCCACCCCGUUGGUAUGGUGCAUACUUUGUCAACUGCAUCUCUUUUCAACCAAACUCAGUGAGUGGCUGCCUAUGAAGCCAGACCCCCAAGACUAUCAUGGAUUGGGUAGUUUCUUGCUACUUAGAUGUGAGACCUGGGUGCAAGUGUACAUGUGUGUAUGUGUGCGCGUGUGUGCGUGUGUGUAUUUAUUCAAUAGAAAGACCUUAAGUAAUCAAGAAUUUGCUAGGUUCCUGGGAGAGAGGUGGAGUCUCCUAGUCAAUACACAGUCCUGGGAACCAGGAACUCCUGAGUCCUAACCUCAGCUUGAGCAGUAGCCCCCCACCUUGUAUGACUUUAGGUAAAGCAUUUAACUUCUGUUCCAUCCACCAAAUAGGAGUUACUGAUGCUGUCCAGGUUACCAGGUGACUGCUAGUGACUGCUCUCCAUGUGAGAAGUUUGCAGAGUCCAGAGCACACAUGUGAUGGGAGGGGUGAGGCUUUCUGCAGCUGCUUGACCUUUGCUUGACUUCACCAAUUAGGAGUUUCACGCAGAGAGUUCUCAUUUGCUGAUGGAAAACAAAUUCUAUGCAAUUUCCGAUUGUAAACUUAGCAAAUUCAGAGAGAGAGAAACAAACAGCCACUACCAUCGCCUCCACCUCCAC